UGAAUUUCCAUCCAGGUGGAAGAAACACUCAUCAGAUCAAACUCUGAUCAGAACCACUUUCAACUUCCCAAUUUAUCUUCCCAAACAUGUCCACACAACUAGAAAACGCGUUGGUAGAAAUCCAAAUCCCCGAACAAAAGCUUCUCCCAAACGGAACCCCAUUCCCAGCAAUCGUAACUCCACGUACACUCCCUCUAAACGCAACACACACAAUCAAAACCCACAAACCGUAUUUCGAAUCCCUCCUCCACCACUCCGGCGCGAUCCUCCUCCGUAACUUCUCUCUCCAAACCGCCUCCCAUUUCAACUCCCUCGUGGAAGCCUUUGAUUACGCCGAACUCCCCUACAUCGGCGGCGCUGCACCACGCACCAACGUCGUCGGCCGUGUCUUCACUGCCAAUGAAUCUCCACCUGAUCAGAAAAUCCCUUUCCAUCAUGAAAUGGCUCAGGUUCCGGAAUUUCCGUCGAAAUUGUUCUUUUUCUGUGAAAUUGAGCCGAAGAAUGGUGGUGAAACGCCUAUUGUUCUUAGUCAUGUUGUUUACGAUAGGAUGAAGGAUCGUUAUCCGGAAUUUGUGGAGAAGCUUGAGAAGUUUGGGUUGUUGUAUGUUAGAGUUUUGGGUGAAGAUGAUAAUCCUAACUCUCCCAUUGGUAGAGGCUGGAAAUCAACCUUUUUAACCCAAGACAAGAACAUUGCUCAACAAAGGGCUGGUGAACUUGGUAUGAAGUUGGAAUGGUUGGAAGAUGGAGUGAAAACAAUCAUGGGACCAAUUCCUGCAGUGAAGUAUGAUGAGGUAAGAAAGCGCAAGAUUUGGUUUAAUAGCAUGGUUGCUGCUUACACUGGUUGGAAAGAUGAGAGAAACGAUCCUGUUAAGGCAGUGACAUUUGGGGAUGGCAGCCCUUUACCUGCUGAUGUAGUGUACGAUUGUCUUAACAUACUUGAGGAGGAAUCUGUUGCUAUUCCUUGGCGUAAAGGCGAUGUUAUGUUGCUCGAUAAUUGGGCUGUUCUUCAUUCUCGAAGACCCUUUGAUCCCCCUCGCAGGGUGCUGGCUUCUCUUGUCAAGUAGAUUACCAAUUCCUACAUUGCACAGUAAUAAAGACUUGAGGGUUCUACCUAAAAUUCUGAGUUGUAUUGGUAGUUUUGCAGCAAUAACAUGAUGUAUAGGACACUUGUCGUGUAGAAAACCAUAAAAUGCCACUCAGUUGAUCCGAUCCGACCUAAAAGAAAGAUUUAGCUUCUUAGUGACUAAAUAUGAAUUGUUACUUUUGGAUAGUAUAUACUGUAGAAUUUUAUACUGAAUAAUAUAGUCUUAAUUGAAAUCUUGUUCUGUA
This is a messenger RNA of Medicago truncatula (barrel medic), 1329 nucleotides long. Its product is annotated as clavaminate synthase-like protein At3g21360. Bases 87 to 1064 code for a protein of 325 amino acids. The record is from RefSeq and is a predicted model, not a curated record. Gene Ontology annotation, molecular function: oxidoreductase activity. The transcript has 2 exons. NCBI's taxonomy places the organism in Eukaryota, Viridiplantae, Streptophyta, Magnoliopsida, Fabales, Fabaceae.